GUCCAUUUAAAAAAACAAGCUCUGUGCCAGUCAGAUCAGGAAAUCCUGACUUAGGUGAAUCAGAUUCAAGACAAGGACGUUCUGUAAACACAGAGGAAGCUGCCUAUUUUUGGGUCUGAACCAGGCCUGGCCUUUCUAAGCACUCUUGAGCCCCCCUGGAUCCCCCCCCCAGAAACCGUCGCCCGGGCUCGGUGGGCCCUGGAUCCAAGGCAGGCAUGUUCGUCUUCGUAUUCUUAAACAGCUAGAUGGGGAUGAAAAUGUUUGGCACCCUGAAAUCUGCCACUUGGGGCAACAACUUCCCUCCACGUUGUCAGUGAGGCUGUCCUUUGCUUUCAAAAUGCUAUUUUGCUGCUCUGCGGCUUCAGUGCCGGCUCCCUGCGAGGUUGCCAGCAAAACAGGGAGGAACAUCUGGGGCUGAUGGCACAGUUGAGUUCCACCACGAGAGGGGCACUCGAGGACGGCUGCUGGCCGCACACCCUUCCAACAGCAGAUUUCGGCACCUGCUCAAUCCUGGGCCCCUGGAUGCCUCACUCUGAUUACAGCCUUGCAGGGCGUUUCAGCGAGGCCUGUCCGGUCCAGCCUCCGGACGGACGUUCGCUUCGGCUCAUCACAAGCGCCAAUGCUCAGUUUGAAGCCACUUCUGCACUUGGUUAGCCGGAAACGCUCGCUGCACCUCAGAGGCUCUGAAGCCCCCUUAAGAAAGCACCCUGCCUUCUGCUGCCAGUCCUGCCGUUGCUUGCUCAAAGAAAGCCAAGCGUCACGCCAAGCAAGCGGCUGGAAUUCAGGGCCGGCUUCCAGCUCGCCCUCCCUCCCCAGCCUCCAUCUCUCACCCGCGACGACAACGCCGUCUCAACAAAUAAACAGAAGAGGAUGCAAAGUGAGGGAACGGCAGGUUGAGAGUCCGUUGAGAACGCCCCACCCCUCCCUGAGCUAACAUGGGGGGGUGGCCCCCGCCCUGGCGACAGGAGGGUUAUAAACCAGGCCCAGGGCAUCGGGUGCAGGAAGGGCUCUGCUCGAAGGCACGCACACCGAGAGAGGGCGGCUGGUUCUCCACGUUGUCCCCCAGGAAAGGCGCAUCCACCGGAGAUGUCGAUGGGCUUGGAGAUCGGGGGCAUCGCCCUCUCCGUCCUGGGCUGGGUGGGCACCAUCCUGUGCUGCGCGCUGCCCAUGUGGAGGGUGACCGCCUUCAUCGGCUACAACAUCGUCACGGCGCAGUUCACCUGGGAGGGCCUGUGGAUGGACUGCGUGGUCCAGAGCACCGGCCAGAUGCAGUGCAAGGUCUACGACUCCAUGCUGGCCCUGGGGGCCGACAUCCAGGCCGCCCGGGCCUUGACCGUCAUCGCCAUCGUCCUGGGGGCCCUGGGGCUGCUGGUCUUCCUGAUGGGGGCCCAGUGCACCCGCUGCGUGGAGGAGGACAGCACCAAGGCCAAAAUCACCAUCACCUCCGGGGCCAUCUUCCUGCUGACCGGCCUCUUGAUCCUCAUCCCCGUGUGCUGGUCGGCCAACCAGAUCAUCCGCAACUUCUACAGCAUCGCGGUCCCCCAGGCCCAGAAGCGGGAGCUGGGGGCCGCCCUCUACAUCGGCUGGGCCGCCUCCGCCCUCCUCCUUUUCGGGGGUGCCUUGCUUUGCUGCUCCUGCCCCCCCAAGGAGGAGCGGUACAGGCCCACCAACGUGGCGUAUUCUGCACCCAAGUCCACCAUGGCCAGCUACGACAAGAAGAACUACGUAUGAAAGGGGCACCUCACCGGCCCGGCCGGUGUGUGCCGCGCGAUGCCUUUCCUGGGAACCCUUCGCUUUGCUCCAGGACAGGACCGUCCCACCGGGACUGGACUCAGAAAUUGCGCCGUACGGACCGGGGUUCAGCUGUUUUGGGGGACAUUCUGGAGGUGCAGAAGGAACCCCGGUGGCCCCAUCUUCCCUUCCUGUCUUUCUUGGGGACGUAGUUUGGCUUCGGGCCUUCCCUGUCUCAUUCCUGGACUUUGGUCAAGGACCUGAGCGUCCCACUGCCCGGGCCGGUCUUCCUGAUGCAGGCACAGGGGGGACGGUCGGCAUGCGGUCGGUGUAAGCCCAGUGGUUCCCCGUGGGCUGGUACUACGGUGUUGUGUCCUUUGCCACUCAAACCCGCAAACGUGGACGUUGGGUACGCCAUUUUGUCUCCCUUCUCCAGGGUAGAGCCGGUUGUGGUUGCGAGAGAGAGGGCAAAGGGCUGUUCUCCGGAAGGCAAGUGGGGGGGGUCCCCCAAGAGAUCGAGGAGGGAGAGGGAGACCCCGUCCACCUCUGGGUGGCCUUGGCUUGGGUCGGAGGCGGAGGGCAGCAAGAUGGCAAGAAGAGGGUGCCACGCAAAGCUCAUCUGGGUUGGUGGCAAAUUUCCGGGAUCUUUUCCAGCCGUUGCUUUACGCAACAGAGAGAGAACACCAGCAUUGCCAGUGGUGGCCGGGCGGGAAACGUUUGUUACACAUACACACACACACACACACACAUCCCAAAGAAGCCAUGGUGGGUUUUCCCAGUCCUUUUCCUUUAUGCGACCUUAUGUGAUGUUCCUCUUUUCCUUCCUCCUCCCCUCCCCGAUGCU
Pogona vitticeps (central bearded dragon) is the source of this 2575-nucleotide messenger RNA. Its product is annotated as claudin-3. The record is from RefSeq and is a predicted model, not a curated record. Lineage: Eukaryota; Metazoa; Chordata; Lepidosauria; Squamata; Agamidae. Gene Ontology annotation, cellular component: membrane; bicellular tight junction. Gene Ontology annotation, molecular function: structural molecule activity.